ACGAGAAGGAGGCCACUGGGCUGAGACCAAUGAAUGAGAAAGAGCCAGUCACAUGGUGAGCUGGGAGAGGGCAUUCCAGGCAGUGUGACCAGCGCUUGCAAAGGCCCUGGGGCUGGACGGUUCUUGGUGGAGUCUGAGGUACAGGAUGAUCCCUGGAUGAGUGCCUGAGUACAUGAAGCACGGGUGGAGAGGGUCAGCUCCCAGCGUGGCUGCAGGAGGGAGUCGUGUAAUAAGUACUAAGUGCCAGUUCUGCAGGAUGGAAACAGUUUUGAAAUUGGACGGUGACGAUGUGGUGCGAUAACGCGAAUGGACCCAAUGUCACUGAAAUAUUCACUUUAAAAAAGUUAAAAUGGCAAGGUUUACAUUAACUAUACUUUGCCACAAUAAAAGGAAAAAGGAAAAAAUAUAAUAACUAUGUGAAGUUGAGAUGAAAUGAUGCAACUAAUAAUUUAGUUUGGUUAGCAAAGAGUAGGCACUCACAUAGUUAAAUAUAAUCAUCAUUAUGAUGGUACCCUGUUAUUGCUGGGGGAUGCUUUAUGAGGGAGGUGGAAGAGGAGGAGGAGGAGAAAGAAAGAGAAUCAGCUUCUAUUAUCCACAGCAGAAUGCCUCUGGAGUUGUUUGAAGUAGAAGGGUACUCCAUGUGAUCCUGUUUAUAUUGUAAUAUUGGUUGACCAGGUCUUUAAAAUUACAAAGUACUAGAUAGACCUAACUCAGCCCCGUCCUAGUAAUCACAACUCCUUGAAUAUUUGUGAGGCUUCUGGUACAUUCUCUACAGUCCCAACAUUGGGACCCACUGAACCAUGUGUUGCACAUUAAAUCCAGGGUCCGGGACACCUCCCAGGCCACCUCUGUCAUUUCACAAGAGCCAGGUCAUCUUCUCAGUGCUUGUGAGCAUCCCUUCACACUCAAUCCUUCCCACACACCUGCCAAAGGGAAGGAGGCAGGAACCACCUACGGAUGCCGAGAAAGAGGCAGCAUGGUCCUCCCACCCUCGAGGCUGUUACCAUCUGGAACACCCCACCCUGAAAGGCUUGAGUCUGGGGGAGCCUGGCUGCCCAGAGGUGGCAGAUGACAUGAAGAAAUAACCAUGUAAGGGCUGGCUGUGUAUGAGCAAGCAUUGGGAAGGAUGAAUGCCAACUAUGUUCCAGGAACUUCUACUGUUCUCACACACCCAGAUGAGUGGUGUUCAGGUGGGUGGCACCCAGGUGAGUGGCACCCAGGUGAAUAGCAUCCAGGUGAGUGACACCUAGGUGAAUGACAUUCAGGUGAGUGGCAUCUGUGUGAGUGGCAUCAUCCAGGUGAGUAGCUUCCAGGUGAGUGGCACCCAGGUGAGUGGCAUUCAGGUGAGUGGCAUUAUCCAGGUGACACCUGGGUGAGUGGCAUCCAGGCGAGUGAUAUCAUCCAGGUAAGUGGCACCUGGGUGAGUGACAUCCAGGUGAGUGAUAUCAUCCAGGUAAAUGGCACCCAGGUGAGUAGCAUUCAGGUGAGUGACACCCAGGCGAGUGGCAUCCACGUGACUAGCAUUGUCCAGGUGCAUAACACCCAUGAGUGGCACCCAGUUGAGUGGCACCCAAGUGAGUCACAUCCGGGUAAGUGGGGUCCAGGUGGUGGCACCCAGGUGAGUGGUGCCCAGGUGAGUGACAGCCAGGUGAAUGGUGUCCAGGUGAGUGGCAUCCAGGUGAGUGGUGUCCAGGUAAGUGGCAUCACCCAGGUGAGUGGUGUCCAGGUGAGUGGCAUCACCCAGGUGAGUGGUGUCCAGGUGAGUGGCAUCCAGGUAAGUGGUGUCCAGGUGGUGGCACCCAGGUGAGUGACAGCCAGGUGAGUGGUGUCCAGGUAAGUGGUAUCACCCAGGUAAGUGGCAUCCAGGUGAGCGGCACCGUCGAGGUGACAAUAGCUAACAAUUAUUGGGCUCAUUGUGGACAGGCACUGUGCCAAGCUUGACAUCACUGAACUCAAUUCAUCCUCGCCAGGAGCUUAUGGGCCGUCCCUAGAUCAGAAUCUGAGGAGAAAGGACUUCCACAGGGCAGCCAGAGAGCUGGAGAGCAGCCUCCUGCCACCGCCAGCCUCCCUAGCCCAGUCCUGGAUAUCUGUGAAAGAAUGAGUGGAUCCCCACAGGCCAGCUAUCCCCAAACAUACUCGUUUACACUGAAGCACCAAGAGAUCAGAACCUUCUGGAAUCUUAAUAUGCGAGGAAUCGGUGGAGAAGAAGGCACUGAAGAAGAGUCGUCCCCAGGCCAGGCUGGAGGGAAACUCAAGAUGGCGGCCUGUCCCUCCUGGGUGGCGGAAGUGGGAGCAGCAGGGGCCCUGGCGGAUCCGGGAGGCCUGAAGAGCGGAAGCGUCCUCCCCUCUCAGGAAGCUGAGACCCCAGAGGCUGAAAUUUCACUCAGACCCAGGAGAGCCAGAGUCCGGAGAAUCCCCCUGGUCUCCGCCCAUCAAUCCCAAAGACAGCCACAAGGACUUUCGGGGGUCGUGGCAGCUGCUCCACUUCCAACUUCCAGAUCCCGCUCACUUUCCUCUUUCCGCCAACUCCAACCUGGGACCAAGCAGGGGAAAGCGGCUCCAGCCCAGCUUGACGCCCCUGCAAAUGGAGACCUGUGCACCUGGUUGUGAGCAUUUUAGAGGGUGUCACACAGGGCAUACUCUUCGGUGCCUGGAUUCCUUUGCUAAGUGUUAUAUUAGGGAGGCGCACCCUUGCUGUUGUGUGUGGCAAGAUUUGUGCAUUUUCAUUUUUCCAUAAUAUUCCUCUGUAUACCUAUCCCAUAAUUCAUUGAUCCAUCCUACUGUUGAAAAGCAUUUAAGGAGUUCUGGUCAUUGGCUGUUACAAACAGUGCUGCCCGAAUGCUCUGGUGAUGUUCCUUUUGUGGACGUGUACACAUUUUUCUUGCAAUUGUGCCUAAAUGUGGAAUCUCCAGGUGGGAGGCUGUGCUCAUAUUCAGCUUCAGCAGACAGUUCGUGUCCCGUAGGAACUGCACCCCCGAUUAUGUUUCCUCUUGCAAGCCCUUUUUACUCCUGGUCUUGGGUUCAAAUGUUGAUUCCGUUACUUUCUAGCCAUUUGACCUGGAACAAUCUAGGUAACUAUGCAGAACAACAAUUUCCUGCUUAUCUGUAAAACAGGGAUAAGAAUAGUACCUCCCACAUGGGUCCCUAUAAGGAAAUGCGGUAGUCCAGGAAAAUUGCUUAGGAUAGUGACAGUCACGUACAAAUUCUCAACAUAUUAGCUGUUAUUACUCUUUUUAUUUAUAAUAAUAAUAAUGACCUUAUCAAAUUAUUUGGAGACAAUCUGACUUUAUCUGUAACUUGCAUAGAUAAAAGGGCAAAGCCUUGAACCUAAGUCAUCUUCGAGUCCUCAGCCCUUCACCCAGAGCCUGGCACACAGUAGGAGCACAGAAAGCUUUGUUGCAUGGAAUUAAGCACUCAGGCUGGAGAGUGGAUGAUCUUUGCUCGGUGCACUCAAUCCCUCCAACAGCACAGCACACACCACAAGGAUCGUGCCCCACAGACCCAUGGGGAAGACUGGGUGCAGAGUCUUAAUCCUGACUCCCGUUUGCUGAGGCUCUCAAUGUCUCAGGAAACCCCUAGAAAACCUCAUUUAAUCCUCACAACAACCCCGCAAGGUGGGCUAUCGACCCCUGGUUGAAGGAUAACGAACCCCCCACCCCCUGUCCCCCGGGGUAUACAUCCGGCAGGAGCUGGCCCUGAGCUCUGAGUCCAGAUCAUUGCUCUUGGCUGAAGCAGCCUCUCUACUCACAAAGAUGAGCACUGUCCCUGCCCCGAGGAAACUCGUGGUCCUGUGGACUGCGGUGUAGAGGGAAAGCUUGGGAUUCUGAGCCUGGUAAUGCACCAUUACAUCCCCACUCACUCGGGCUGUAUGAACCCAGCAAGUCACAGGAUCACUGGGUGGUGAAAGAAAGAAACACUCACAGAAGCGUCUAUGCUUGGAGAGCCAUGCAGUCCAUCAUUGUGACUGCUGCUGUCAUUGCUAUCGUGGCUGUCACCAUUGCCAUCACUCGAGGACUUCUCUCCAGGCCCAGAAGCCAAGCUGAUGCCUCGUUCCUCUGGGUUGGGAGAGGGGCUGGGCAUGGACAGGAGGUGGGAAAAGGGACCUGUGCUAGCAGAUGAUGCCAUCCAAGACAUCUGCAUCCUAAUCCCUGGAACCUGGGAUUCCACUAGGUUACAUGGCAAAGGGCGAUUAAGGUGGCAGGUGGAGUGAAGGUUGCUAAUCAGCUGACCUUAAAGUAGGGAGAUGAUCCUGAAUGAGACAAAAGAGAACCAGCCAUGGUGUCAUGAGAAGGACUCAAAAUGCAACUGCUGGCUUUGAAGAUUAAGGUGCUACAAACCAAGGAACGUGGUAGUCUCUGGAAAAGACAAGGAAUAGACACUGCCUUGGGGCCACCAGAAGGAACUAGCCCUGUCAACACCCUAAUUUUAGCCCAGUGAGGCCUGUGCUGGACUUCUGACCUCCAGAACUGUAAACUAAUAAAUGUGUGUUGUUUCUGC
Messenger RNA from Pongo pygmaeus (Bornean orangutan), 4497 nucleotides. RefSeq lists its product as uncharacterized. The record is from RefSeq and is a predicted model, not a curated record. The transcript has 6 exons. Lineage: Eukaryota; Metazoa; Chordata; Mammalia; Primates; Hominidae. Bases 2098 to 2610 code for a protein of 170 amino acids.